CCCCCCCCAACCCGGCGGCGCUCGGGGGGGAGCGGCAGCGCUCGGGGCUGCUCGGGUGGGCUCGGCCCCGCUCCCCCCCCACAUCGUCCUCGCAUGGAGGACGCCGACUCGGCGGCCAAGCGGUUGGGGUUAGCGGAGGCGGUGGCGGCCGCGGUGGCGGCGGCGGCGGCAGAACCCGAAAGGCAGCAACCGCAAAGCUCGGAGGGGAAGGCGGAACGGAGGGAGGAGGUGACGGCCGUGACCGUGAUGGCGGCGGACGCCGAACACAUGGAGAUGGGCGCCGAGCCGCUGCCCAGCGCCGACGAGGCCGCCGCGUUCGCAGAAGUCACCACAGUGACAGUGGCCAACGUUGGCUCCUCUGCAGACAACGUGUUCACCACCUCCGUGGCAAACGCAGCGUCCAUUUCGGGACACGUGCUGUCUGGGAGAACAGCCCUCCAAAUCGGGGACAGCUUGAACACUGAGAAAGCUACUCUUAUAGUGGUUCACACCGAUGGCAGCAUUGUGGAAACCACAGGCCUGAAGGGGCCAUCAGCACCUCUGACACCAGGUCCGCAGUCUCCUCCUACCCCUUUAGCAACUGUGCAAGAGAAAACUGGAACCAAGUACAACUGGGACCCAUCAGUGUAUGACAACGAGCUCCCGGUGAGGUGCCGGAACAUCAGUGGGAUUCUGUACAAAAACAGACUCGGCUCAGGAGGCCGUGGUAGGUGCAUUAAGCAAGGGGACAGCUGGUACAGCCCCACUGAAUUUGAAGCUAUGGCAGGACGAGCUAGCAGCAAAGACUGGAAGAGGAGCAUCCGCUAUGCUGGGAGGCCCUUGCAGUGCCUUAUUCAUGAUGGGAUUUUAAAUCCUCACGCUGCCUCUUGUACUUGCGCUGCCUGCUGUGAUGACAUGACUCUGAGUGGACCUAUUCGACUCUUUGUUCCAUAUAAACGACGGAAAAAAGAAAAUGAAAUGUCUGCAAAUCCAGUCAAGAAGGAAUCCUCCAAAAACAUCACUCUGCUUCCUGCCACAGCUGCUACUACGUUCACCGUGACUCCUUCUGGACAGAUCACUACCUCUGGUGCUCUCACCUUUGACCGCACGUCGACAGUGGAAGCCACAGCAAUUAUCUCCGAAAGUCCAGCCCAGGGGGAUGUUUUCACAGGAGCCACUGUUCAGGAUACCAAUGUCCAGCAGCCGUGCCGGGUCACUCACCCAGAGCCUCACUACCCAACUUACCAGGACAACUGUCAGAUUUCACCUUUCCCUGAAGCUGCGUUGCCAACAUCUCAUCCCAAAAUCGUGUUGACCCCAAUCCCUGCCCUAUCGGUGCCCCCGCAGACCCCCACCAAAGCCAUAUCCCCAACAGUGGUGAACGGGCUGGAAGUGACAGAACCGCGGAGCUGGCUCUACUUGGAAGAGAUGGUCAACUCACUGCUCAACACGGCGCAGCAGCUCAAGUCUCUCAUUGAGCAGGCCAAGCAGGCCAGCUCCUCCUUCUGUGAGGCUGCUGUCACGCCAGCCAAGAUUCAAGCUGAUGUGGAAAGGAAAGAGCAGUAUCAGAACCAGUUAUUUCAGCAAACAGAAGAUGUGGAUGGGAAAACAGAAAUCAUCAUCAAGCAGUCGUGUGUCAACUGUGGCCGGGAGGCAAUGAAUGAGUGCACAGGAUGCCACAAAGUCAACUACUGCUCCACUUUCUGUCAGCGGAAGGACUGGAAGGAGCACCAGCACAUCUGUGGUGAGGCCAAUGCGGUGACGGUACAGGCUGACGAUGUGCAUGUUGCGGACAAUGUGAUGGAGAAAGUCUCUGUCUGAACACACCUACCUCUGACCCCAUGGCAGCUCGGUGCAGCCGGCUGGAUCGGCGGCCUGAUGUGAACGGUCUGUCCUCAUUUCUCAAAGACUUUUUCAUACUGUGAUGACAGUGUUUGCCCACUUCCAGUCCUACUGCAAACCUCUGGGUAACGCGGAGACUGAGAAAUCUGGAUCUGGAGGAGGCAAACUGCAGCCUCCCAUCCGGGAGCCUCCUCCAGCUCGAGGAAGCUUAGAUUUUGCCAGACUGAAAUCUCCACUGUGUGGAUAACAACCUCAUUGUCUCUCUUGAGAUGGAUUAAGAACAGUUGCUGCAAUUAGAUUUGCUGUUGUUCUGUUUUCCCCAUGCCUCCCUACCUCUUGUUUGAACAAAGGAAUGAUCCCUCAUCUGGUUUAUUUAAUUGCCUUGAAAAAGUACAAACUCUUAAUUUGCCUUUGGAAGGACUUUUGUUUUCUUUUGAUCUUCUGUGUUCCCUCUGUGCUGGGGACAUUUGAAACACAUCGGAGCUUCUGCACUUGAAUACAAAUGAAAAAUCACAUCUUGUUCAAUAAAACGUGAUGAAAGUACGGUGUAA
Molecule: messenger RNA, 2372 nt
Organism: Coturnix japonica (Japanese quail)
Lineage: Eukaryota; Metazoa; Chordata; Aves; Galliformes; Phasianidae
Gene: DEAF1
Product: DEAF1 transcription factor
Biological process (GO): regulation of transcription by RNA polymerase II
Cellular component (GO): nucleus
Molecular function (GO): DNA binding; DNA-binding transcription factor activity, RNA polymerase II-specific
Source: RefSeq, a predicted model, not a curated record